AUGGCUACAUUAGCUGAAGGAAUUCCCACCCUGACAGGCAGCUGCCUUUGCGGCUCAAUAAAAUACCAGGUCACUUUCCCUGAAGAAUCCCAAUGGCCGCCGCCUUCUUCAGCAUGCCAGUGUAAAAUGUGCCGCAAAUUUACCGCGUCUCUCAUCGCACAAUUCCUUGCCAUCAAAAUAGCCAUGCUCACGCCAGAAUUCAGUACAUUUGACACGUUCCGCGAGUACGAAUCGUCUGUUGGAGUCUUUCGAGGAUUUUGUAUAGCGUGCGGGUCCUCACUCAGUUGGAGAAGUCUUUCUUUCCCUGAUGUUGUUGACAUCUUUAUCGGUACUUUGGAUGAGAAAUGGCUCACAGAAAAUGCAUACGGGACUGCGAAGAUCUUGGCAACGCCAAAUGGAUUUCAAGCAUGGCUUCGUCAUGCUAUUGCUGAUGUAACGAACCGCUUGGAGGGCGGGGUUAAGUAUCUAGGGGGAGCGACAAUGGAAGAAACACUGUAG
Molecule: messenger RNA, 498 nt
Organism: Clonostachys byssicola
Lineage: Eukaryota; Fungi; Ascomycota; Sordariomycetes; Hypocreales; Bionectriaceae
Source: the annotation of a GenBank genome assembly